Messenger RNA from Symbiodinium natans, 2037 nucleotides. Lineage: Eukaryota; Dinophyceae; Suessiales; Symbiodiniaceae. The record is from the annotation of a GenBank genome assembly.
AUGCCCAGUGCGCAGUUCAAGGCGAAGGACCUGGUCUUCGUGCCGUGCCCGGAAGGGAAAACGGAGGAGGGCCCCUUCCUGACGGGGGUCGUUUGCGAAGUGCCGGAGGAGGGUGAUCCAGUCGUUCAGGUCGGCAAGACCACACAGCGCAUUCCAGCAUCGAGCCUGCGACGGAGGUUUAUUCGCGACGAUGGCGCCACCAGCCAAGACAACACCUCCCUUGUGCACCUGAACGAUGCCACGAUCUUGGAGAACCUCCGAGCGCGGCAUGAGGCAGAUGAGAUCUACACCUACACGGCCAGCGUGCUCCUCGCUGUGAACCCAUACCAUGAUGUCACUGGGUUGUAUGGCGAGGCACAGUGUACCCGAUACCGCGGAAAGCACAUCGGAGCGCUUCCGCCCCAUCCCUACGCCAUCGCGGACACGGCCUAUCGCGCGCUGGUGCGAGAUCACAAGAACCAGGGGUUCAUCAUCUCCGGUGAGAGCGGUGCCGGGAAGACCGAGACGGCCAAGAUUGUCAUGGAAUACCUGGGCUAUGUCUCCGGCUCUACCAACCAAAUGACGGCCCAGAUCCAGAGGCGAGUGCUGCAAGCGCAGCCGAUCCUGGAGUCGUUUGGCAACGCCGUGACCAUGAGGAACAACAACUCCUCACGCUUCGGCAAGUACAACAGCAUCUUCUUCGAUGAGGACGGCACCUUGUGUGACGCCAGCGUCACCACGUACCUCCUGGAAAGCUCCCGGGUGGUCGUCCACGCCAAGCGCGAGAGGACCUACCACUGCUUCUACGAGAUGCUGGCCGGCCUUCCAGACGAGAAGCUGAAGAAGCUGCACCUGGAAAGAUCGAAGCUCUACCUGCUCUUGGCCAACGAGGGGCAGACGGCGGCCACGCAGGAGGAGACCUCCGAGGAAAAGCGCUUCCACGCCCAGUUCCAGGACCUGGACCUCCGCAACUUCCGCCGGCUCUGUGUCGCGCUCGGCGACGUCGGCUUCAGUGAGGAGGACAUCGACUCGACCUUUCAGGUGCUGGCCGGCUUGGUCCACCUGGGCGACCUAGCAAGCGCCGAGAGGGACGAUGAUGACGAGAGUGCAACCAUUGUGCUCGACGAAGCAACGGUGGAGAAGGCCGCCUCGCUCCUGGGCAUGGAAGCCUCGGAACUGGGCGGAGCUCUUCGCAGGCGCAAGGUGAAAGUCUCGCGGCCAGGGCGCGAGUCGAUCCAUGAGGUGCCACGGACCACGCUCCAAUUCCGCCAUGCCUUAUACAGCCUCAUAAAGGCGCUGUACAAGCGGCUCUUCGAGCGCCUGGUCACCCGCAUCAACGGCUCGUUCUCCGAGCUGCGAAAGCCCUCGUCCGGAGAGGAGGAGACCGAGCGUUGCCAGAUCGGCAUUCUGGACAUCUACGGCUUUGAGCGUCUUCAGCGCAACUCCUUCGAGCAGCUGUGCAUCAACCUGGCCAACGAACGUCUCCAGCAAUAUUUUGUGGAGAAUGUGCUCACCGCAGAGCAGAACUUGUACCGCCGUGAGGGGCUUCCCUGGACCGGCCUCAACCUGCCAGACUCCAUGCCCGUCGUCACAGCGAUAGCCUGUUGCUUCAAGACCUUGGAUGAGUACAGCCAGCAGCUUGCCAAAGGCUUUGAGAAGACCUCGGAUGAGGGCUUCUGCCAGAAGACGGUGGAGGAAGCCCAGAAGGACGCCCAGCGCAAGGAGGUCCUGAGGCCCCUGAAGAUGUCCAACAAGCGAGGGAGCUCAGCGGGCUUGGCCAUGAACGAGGGCUUCGUCAUCAAGCACUACGCUGGGCAGGUGGAGUACAACACCAAAGGAUGGUUGGACAAGAACAACGACCGUCUCCUUGUAGAGUGCGAAGAGUUGAUCUGUGGCUCCGACUGUCAGUUUGUCCGGACACUGGGAGACGACGAGAAGGGGAAGGUCCUUUUCCGGUCCAUCAGCAAGAAAUACUCCUCGGACUUGGAGAACCUUCUGAAGACGCUGAACCAGUGCCACUUGCACUACAUCCGCCCCGCGGCCAUGAGUUUAGCUUGA